Molecule: messenger RNA, 3672 nt
Organism: Symbiodinium sp. CCMP2592
Lineage: Eukaryota; Dinophyceae; Suessiales; Symbiodiniaceae
Source: the annotation of a GenBank genome assembly
GCCUUGGGCAUGGACUUCCGAAUGCUCUCCAUCUCGGAAAUCAACCAGGAGUAUCGCGAGUUAUUCAUGGCCAACAUGCCUCAUGGACAUGUGAAGCAUCUGUUCGGCAGUUUAGAAGAGCAGCUCGCAGGGCAAUCGCCUUGCCUCUUGUGCCAGCAGCAAGGGCAGCAGUGCAGUGUGCGAGAGUUGUGCGAAGCAGAGGGGGUUGACCUUCUUAUCGCUGGGUCGCCGUGCGACCCUUUCUCGAAAAUGAGGGCUAAGCGGUUUGUUUCUGGCAGCCUGAAGAAGCACGUGUCGUAUGGGCUCACGAUGGAUGCGAUGGUGGCUAGCUUCCUAUGCCACAGGCCCAAAAUAGCCAUCAUGGAGCAGGUUGCCGGAUUCACGAUGACAUCUGAGGCAGAGGAAGCAGUGCAACCAGUGCCUGAGCCAGAGCGAGUGGCACCACAGCUGCAUGAACUGUCGACUCAGGCAUUGCAGACACAAAGGCAGGAAAACGAUCGUCUCAAGGAGAUGUUCGGGCCCAUGCGAUUUAUCAGGAAUGUGGGCAGCACGUUUCAGCGUGUAGUUUCAGAGGCUUUGGUCCAGUCUGUGGAUGUUCUGGUUCGAGCUGCUCGAACUCGUGGCAUUCUCAAAGCAGAGACAGGCUCAGGUUCCAAGUCGAAGUCGUCUGUGCCCAAAGCAGAGACAGAGACUCUGGCUCCCAGAUCUGUCAACAGUAUUGUUUCUGGCAAGGCUUUGACAAUGUCUGCGAGUGCACUCACAGGUUUGGACAAGGGUUGCGCGCGAGAGCUUAGCAAAUCGACUGUGCAAUCAAGGAUGGUUCAUGCUGGUGCUUUGGCCCUGGAGUGCUCUGCUGUCAUGUGCAGCUCUGCCCUGUCUUCUGUGAUAGAUGCCUGCAGCAAAGUCGCUGUUGACUCGAGUUCGGCAGAUGCUGCCGGGUCUGCAGAGCAAGCUCAGUACGGCCAGUGUAUUGUGCUCCCAGUUACCUGCAAAACACCGUUGUCCAUUGAGACUUUUCUUUCCUCACUUGGGAUUGCAGCCUCGCCAGAAUCUGUGACGCAUGCAAAAGUGUUGCAGACAGAGGUGGAAGUGAUGCUGGUCUACGGUCUCGAGCGGUCUGGCAUUGUCCAGGGAGAUCCCGCUUCGAGAGGCGCGGCGGCGACAUGCAUCACGUGCAGGAUUCCCACGUGUCUUCAGGCCGUGGAUAGAACCACGGCUUGCAAUCAACGUGCUUGUAUCUUCGAGACGUUGAACCAGCUGCCCGAGUGGUCCAGGCUUGCCAGCAUCUUCAAAAUGAAGUGCCGGCAGACAACCUGCGACAGGUAUUCGGCAAACCGCUUGACUGAGGACAGUCUUAUGUGUGACGGCUACCGUAUGCAUGACUGGAUGCUGCUGUGUCUGCCGUGCGACACUCACAAGGCAGCAACAUGCAUCAAAUCGGUGCUGUCACAGUCCGAAGUCGAUAUAAGCGGGCUGAUCAACACUGCGUUGACGUUGUCGGACCACCCAGGCGUUUUGAAGACCUUGAGGGACAUCUUGACUCGCCUCUUCUUCAACGAGUUGCAGGUCGACUUUGCCGAGCCGCCAGACGAUUUGGAGACCCGUAGAUUCAGGUCCGACCUCUUCGACAUGUAUUUGCCUCUGGUGGGGCGAUGGGCUCGUGCAAAUGCAAAGCGAAGGUACAUUCUCAGCAAUAUGCUGAACAGCAAGCUUCAGGAACCGGAGCUCCGUCAUCACUGCAGCCUCGGUGCGCGAUGCUGCGGGGGAGACAGGCAACAGACCGCAUCUACCUUUGCGAUGUUCGUGGUGUGGGCAUUGUGCCCUUGCCAGAUGCCAGUGUUGUGCAGGAAAAACUGGUUAAAUCAAGUCGAGUCCAUGCAGUGGGUGGCACUUUUCCAGGGCCACCAUGGCCUGUUUUCUCGGGUCAUGCAGCUGUAUCUGGGAAGCCCAAGUGCAGAGCCUCCUGUUUCAGGUAGACCGUCGCAGGCAGCAACAGUUGCUGUCGCAGCCCGUGCGGCCACGGAUGAUGACGAUGAUUUGUUCGCUUCAUGGGGAGCCGCACUUGACUUGGAGUUGCAGGAGGUUAGCCCAGGUGAGCAACAGCAAGCAGCAGCAGCAGCCGCAGCGAGUACCGCCGCCGGUGUCAGGGAUGACGACAACAACCCUGCUGAACCUGCUCAGCCAGCUGAUGCCGCCAAAGACGAACAUGAGGCCUGGUUGGAGAUGAAGAGAAAGCGCCGGCAGACCGCCCAAGCAUUUGCUCUGUCAGAUCCGCUUCCUAGGCUGUCUGUAAUGCACGAGGCCACGAGCCCUCUGCAAAAAUUGACCACUGUUUUUCUGCAACUGAGCAGCUACAAGUGGGAGCGCAAACAAGCUGCGCUCCAGGCAUCUGGCUUGCCGAGGUCUUUUAUGCUUCUGGAAGCUGCUCGUGGAAAUGAUGUGGACUUUGCAUUCAAAGAGUUGUUGCAGAUACUUUGGUCAGACCCAAAGGCAACUGUUGCAGAGAGGUGUGUCUGCUCGCUUCGCCUUCUAAGAUUUGCCAUGGUCGGUUCAGGGCUUUGCUCUCUGCAUUCCCUUUUGAGACGAGCACGCAGCAGCUUGCCGUACCAAGCCUUCCACUUGGUGGCCGAGGACUUAGAUGAAGGAGAGCUUCAAAGACACGCAGAGGAACUUGCGAACACACCGCCUUGCUUGAGAGAUGAAUUUUGCUCUGCUUUCCUGAAGAUGUUCCCAUCACCUGCAGAGCUCUGCGGUGAUGAAGCCCGGGCGAUAUUGCAGUCCAUCGCUGCUGUCGCUGUGACUGACAUAGCAAGUAUUGAAACAUCUCAUAGCACGACGAGGGAGUUUGCAGCUCUCCGUGCCCGCGGCUGGACUGCCUCCCUAGAGGAGGUUGCUUCUCGCUUCGUGCUUUUGCAGUUGAAGAGAGCGGCCGGAGAGACUCAUCGUGCCCACGACCGGGUUCAGCAUCGUGGUCGCAAAAGCAGCAGCAAAGGCAGUCAGAAGAAGGAGCGUGCUUGUUUUGCUUGGAAUGCUUUCCAGCAUGAUCGUUUGGAGCCUGGCAGGCCUUUCACUGGGCAUGAUAUCAGCCAGCUGGCGCAUGAGUGGCGAACCAUGAGCCAGGAUGACAAGCAGAAGUAUUUUGAUGCAGCUGCUGGUGCCAACAUUGCCCGGCAACAUGGCUUUUCAAAGUUUGGGCGCAAACCCGCCAGCAAGCCUGCCAAGCAGCUACCGUGGAACAGGGGCAUGCUUGCUGGCCCCAGCAGCUCCAAGCCCAUGCUGCUCCCAGGAGAUGAAACAUCGGACGGUGCCAUCGUUGGACAGGAUGCCGAGCUGGACUUCGCUCUGGCUGAGAACACCCAAGCAGUUGAGCACUUGCGGGAUUCUUUUGCAGAAAGGUAUGCAACAUUUGUCGCUGAGCAACCCAAAGUCCAAGAUCCUUUAGACCUUACUCCAGACGAGGAGCAGCAACUGAGCACAUUCUGCGACAACCUCGGUGCAGAUGCUGCUGAUGCUGCAUCGCUCGUCAAAGCUUGUCAGGCAUCCGACCCUGCACUGCUGCAAGGCCUGACGGCCCAUCCUGUUUCUCCUCUGAUUCGGCGUGCAGUGUGGACUCCUCCUGCUGGCAAGGCUGUGGAGGUUGGUCAGGGAACUCUUUUGCUUGCAGGGCUUUGA